ACCGCAUCGACGGACGACGGCGCACGGGCACACCACGCGGCCGGGCCGGACGUCCACGCGCUACCAACCCCAACUCACUCAACCCGCCGCUGCAACGGCGAUCACCACCCACACCCCCCGCGCUUUUUCUCCCCACGUCAAAAACCAGCGCGGCAGCAAGCGAGCGAACUGCGAAGCAAACCAAUUCGCCCGCUGAGCUGCCGGCGGAUCGCUUCCGGCGACGCCUCGCGGGCUUCCUUUCCUCGGAAUGCCCUGCCCCCGCGGCCGGGCGGAGGAGGAGCGCUAGGCGGCGGCGGCGGCUCGGAUGGGGCGGCCGGGGUACGUGACGGUGCCGAUACUCUCCGUGCUCGCCGCAAUCGGGUACGUCUACUACACCACGGUGUUCCUCGCGAUCCCCGCGUGGCUGGGGCUCACCACGGCCGCCGGGGUCGCCAACGCCGCAGCCUUCACCGCGCUCGCCGCCGCCUGCGUCGCCACCUACGCCGUCGCCGUGUUGCGCGACCCGGGCCGCGUGCCGGCGUCCUUCGUGCCCGACGUCGAGGACGCCGAGAGCCCCAUCCACGAGAUUAAGCGAAAGGGUGGUGAUUUGAGAUACUGCCAGAAAUGUUCCCAUUAUAAGCCUCCUCGAGCGCACCAUUGCCGUGUCUGCAAAAGAUGUGUUCUAAGAAUGGAUCACCACUGUAUAUGGAUUAAUAACUGUGUUGGGCACGAGAACUACAAGGUCUUUCUAAUCUUCGUUUUGUAUGCUGUGAUUGCAUGCUUCUAUUCUAUGGUUCUGAUUAUAGGGGGUGCCGUGCAUUUGCCUAAAGAUGAGCAACCAGGCAGCGAUUCUCCUAGAACAUCUAUUAUUAUUUGCGGGGUUCUUCUGUGUCCUUUAGCUUUGGCACUGAUGGUCCUAUUGGGUUGGCAUGUUUACCUCAUCUUACACAAUAAAACUACUAUUGAGUACCAUGAAGGAGUUAGAGCUAUGUGGUUGGCUGAAAAGGCGGGAAAUCUUUAUCAUCAUCCUUAUAACCUUGGAGUCUAUGAGAACCUUAUUUCGGUGCUAGGUCCUAAUGUGUUCUGCUGGCUUUGCCCAAUAUCAAGGAACAUAGGAAGCGGUGUUCGUUUCCGCACAUCAUAUGACAUUCCGCUAUCAUAAGCACCAAUGUGAUGCACACCAGAUGUCCACACAAGUAGUAAAAUUGCUAUUCUUGACAGUUUUGCACUAAGAGAAUGCUACAGCAGAAAACAGUGUUUAGGAUACUUCAAGAAACAAGAUGAGCUUCAGGGUCCUUUAAGCCUGGUGGGAUCAAUCGCCAAUUAGGAUUUAGGAAUGCUGACUUAGAUUUUUCUUACAUUUUUGUUGGACAUACUUGAUCAAAGAAGCCAUCAUUGCUUGUGCAGUAGUAAUCUACAGCGGAUUGUACUAAUACCAAAAAAAAGAACAGUCUGUACUCAAGGCUGAUCUAUUGUAAAGCUAUGCUGAAACUGUUGUUUUCUGAAGUUCCAUGUGUUUUGUUUUGUUU
Setaria italica (foxtail millet) is the source of this 1508-nucleotide messenger RNA. Its product is annotated as probable protein S-acyltransferase 16. The coding region runs from base 305 to 1141 and encodes 278 amino acids. The record is from RefSeq and is a predicted model, not a curated record. NCBI's taxonomy places the organism in Eukaryota, Viridiplantae, Streptophyta, Magnoliopsida, Poales, Poaceae. Gene Ontology annotation, molecular function: palmitoyltransferase activity. The transcript is spliced from 7 exons.